AUGUCUCCGUCAAACGUGUCGACUUCGAGGACUCUGGCCACAGCCUCGUGCUUACGACUUUCCGCCUCCCCCCCGUGUCGCACCCGACCGACGAGUGCGGGGGAACAGCGGAAGCAGNCCCCCCGUGUCGCACCCAACCGACGAGUGCGGGGGAACAGCGGAAGCAGCCGGAUCCGUAUCGACCUCGAGCGGUUGAGGAAGGACAAACACCUACGGGACGCCUUCCAAAACAGGGCCUCUAGCCGCCCUCCGCCCACGGCGCUCAGGCGGCCAACGGGAGAGACCGCCGCCGAGCUGACGGCUACGGUGAUGUCGGCCGCUGCUGAGACCGCGCCGCUGGCGAGGUGCGCACGAGGGCAGAGAAGCUGGUACACAAGCGAAGUGCAGCACGAGAUCUCUGAAGCGUCUAAAGAGAUUAACGCGGCCCAGCAGCAACUGCGUGGGGCCUCAAAGAACAGCACCUUCGAGGCGACCCUGAAGGCGAUGCUCAAGGCGGCGCGGACGAAGCGCAGCAUCGCGAGGUGGAGAGCACUGGAAAAGUUCUUCGAGGGCUAUGUACGGCAGCUCGAGAAGAAGAGCCGCGAGGGGGAUCAGGCGGGUUUCUACAGGCACCUGAAGAUGAUCGACGUCGAAGGUAAGAGGUCGUUCACCUCUCAGAACAUCAAGGACGAGGACGGCAAGGUCCUUCGGGACCCCACGUUUAUUCGCCAACGGUGGGCACGGUGGUUCCACAAGCUUCUCAACACCAAGUCGCCGACCAUCGACCUGCAUGCGGCUGACAAGGUCAAGCGGUGGCCCACGUGCGUGCCACUCGACGACAUCCCAUCUCUACUUGAGGUUGAGGAAGCGGUACGGGAAAUGGCCAACAGAAAGGCCGUCGGGCCGGACGACCUACCGGCUGAGCUGAUCAAGCUUUUCCUGGACGGAGAUCAAGCCUCCGGCAGGGAUGCAACCUGGCCCCGCUGCUGUUCAACAAACUUGUUCUUUGCCGCGAUGCUCAUGGUCGCCGUGGCCGAGUUCGACAAGGACCCCAAGGUGACGGCGGACAUGGUCAACAUCGAGACACCAGUGGAGUACACGGGCAGGAAGGGCAGGUCGGCGGGGAGGAAGACGACGGUGGUGACGGACGCGGAGGCCUUGUGGGCCAUGCUCUACGCUGACGACGCGGCCAUCGUCUCGCGCUCGCCGGAGAGUCUCGAGAAGAUGAUGUCGGUCAUCGUGCGCGUGGCUGGCCUGUUCGGACUGAUGGUGUCGGAGCCAAAGACAGAGAUCAUGUGCAUGCUGCCAAAAGGGAUCGAGGAACACCCGUUCACGGUCAGCGCCGCCGGCCAGACGUACAAGCAGACAGAUCGGUUUGUGUACCUCGGACGUACCAUCUCCGCGGACGGGAAGGCCGACCGGGAGAUCACGAGCCGCAGCUGCCGAGCGUGGAAGUGCUACCGCCGGAACAGUGCUUCGAUGUACGACAGGCGACGGGCCAACCACCAGCUCAAGAUCCGGCUACUCCAGGCUGAAGUUGUGGAGACUCUCCUGGAUGGGUGCGCCUCGUGGAGCCUAACAGCGGAGCACUACACGAAGCUCAAUGCAACCCACCGCCAGUUGUUCCUUACUUACACGAUGCAUCGGCUGGAGCAAGCGGAAACGCUCAUACCUGUCACGUCCGUCGCCCCGGUUCCCACCGGCAGCGACGAAAGCGUGCCCCGCACCAUUCUGCGGCUUCCCCUCCCGUGCGGUCACCAUAUCCUGAUGGGCAUCUUUCACCACCUUUUCAAAGUGCUGACGGGUCAAAUUGGGGGGCGGAAGGGCACGCAGCAUAGCUUUCUCCAUUUUGUACUCGGAAGACAAGUUGUACACAACGUGCAAAUUGGCACCAUCGUCGGGUAUCACUUCCUUGGCCUGUUCGGACUGAUGGUAUCGGAGCCAAAGACGGAGAUCAUGUGCAUGCUACCGAAAGGGCUGGGGGAACGCCCGUUCGCGGUCAGCGCCGCUGGCCAGACGUACAAGCAGACAGAUCGGUUUGUGUACCUCGGACGUACCAUCUGCGCGGAUGGGAAGGUCGACCGGGAGAUCACGAGCCGCAUCUGCCGGGCAUGGAAGUGCUACCGCCGGAACAGCACUUCGAUGUACGACAGGAAACGGGCCAACCGCCAGCUCAAGAUCCGACUACUCCAGGCUGAAGUGGUGCAGACCCUCCUAUACGGGUGCGCCUCGUGGAGCCUGGCAGCGGAGCACUACACCAAGCUGAAUGGGACCCACCGCCAGUUCCUGACACGGUGUAUCGGCUGGAGCAAGCGGAAGCGCUCAGACCGACCCCUGUCCUACGCCCAGGCCCUCAUCCAGGCCGGCUGCGAGGAAACCAUCGAGGCCACCGUGCGCAAACGGAGGCUGUGUUUUGCGGGCUUCGUUAUGCGCAUGGGGGACAACCGCCUCCCCAAGCGCAUGCUGCUGGGAGCGAUGGCGGGGGGUACCGGAUACCGGGGCGGGCAGGAGAGCGACUGGGUGUAUCGCCUAGGAGAGGACCUCGUGGCGUUUGGCAUGAAAGAGGAGAAGGAGGGGGGGAGAUGGAAAGAGAGCGCCAAGGACCAGGAGGCGUGGUACGACAAGAUCGAGGACGGGGCGGCAUGGUUCAUGAGGAAAUGGCACAGACAGGAGGCGGAAGCAUCCGCGAAGCGCCAGCGCCAGCGCGCGGAGGAAGCAGAGACGGAGAGCACGGCCGCCCCGGGCCCGAAGAGAAAGAGAAUCGGGGAAGCGGCGGGGGGGGGGAAGAAACGGCGACCGGACACUGCUGUAGAAGCGAGUAGGGCGGCCAAGGCCGCGCUUGCGGCGAACGACGUACCCAACUGAUGAUGUUGUCGCACCCUGUGUUCCCUUUUCCCUGCCGUAAGCUGUAUGCUCUUAGUAUUGCCUCCGGCCUCUCUUUGUGCUUU
Molecule: messenger RNA, 2927 nt
Organism: Ectocarpus sp. CCAP 1310/34
Lineage: Eukaryota; Phaeophyceae; Ectocarpales; Ectocarpaceae
Source: the annotation of a GenBank genome assembly